Molecule: messenger RNA, 3361 nt
Organism: Liolophura sinensis
Lineage: Eukaryota; Metazoa; Mollusca; Polyplacophora; Chitonida; Chitonidae
Product: periostin-like
Biological process (GO): extracellular matrix organization; cell adhesion
Cellular component (GO): extracellular matrix
Molecular function (GO): cell adhesion molecule binding
Source: RefSeq, a predicted model, not a curated record
AAAUCGAGACCAAUCUACACACUGACAAAAGGCCUAGAGACACUGUAAGUCUGGAGAUCUGAGAGCGUUCAAUGCCGGAGUUUUGAACAAGCCGAAUAUUCGGUUUUCAAUAGUUGGCAUAGAUUGUUUUAAAUCCACCCUUCCUUGUCAUUGGUAGAGAACGAUGAAGCCGUUUGUGCUAGCAUUGUGUGUUUCCCUUCUUGUCGUCACGUUGGCAUGUUUAGUGGAUGGCAUUAGGCCAGUUCUUCGCCGUCGCCACCACGUUGAUAAAUGGACUAGAGGGCGACAGGCUAAGGGUGACAGGCACCAUCGAAAUAAUCGCAAAAACCUGGACCAGCCGAAAUGGAAAGAGUCAGAAAAGCACGAAAAGCACACUAAGAAGGGUGGCAAUGAAGAUCGAGUAAACUCCCGAGGAAGCGGAGGAUGGUUUCAAAGUUGGCAUCAUCGCCACCACAGGCCUCAUCGGUUUGAGAUAGGAAUCGGCCAUUCACCAGAGAAUUCCUGGUUUAACUUUGACUUUGACUUUGGCCGUCUGUUCAAUGAAGAAAUGGAAUGGUGGAAAGGACCUCAUGUAUGCACAGAUCGAUUUCAACGCGAGACCAAUGAAACCGGGGAGGGCGAGAUUCGACGACAUAGCAGUGUCCACAGCAAGAUUUGUGAUCAGACGGAUACCACUUAUAAAUGUGUGACAACCAUUGAUAUAUUUGGCAAACGGCAAGAGUAUACUGAAAUUAAAGAGUGUUGCCAUGGAUACACUAGAGAAUCCGGGGAACGAGGCUGCACGAAGCGACUUGAUUUGAAAAAUUUGGUGACAACGGCCGAGAAUCUGGAUCUGGUGGAAUUCCUUAGAGCUGUUGACAGUGUUGGUAUGCGACCAGAACUUAAACAUGGUAAUUUCACCAUCUUUGCCCCGGUUAACCAAGCUUUCCUCAGCGAGCCCAACUUACCCCAGAGCUUCCCACUCCCCGAGGACCAGGUUAGUUUCUCUAACAAUUCAUGGUCAUUAGUUAAUAAUUCUACCAAAUUGGCUUAUCAGGACCUGCCGGAAUCUAACCUGGUGCUGGUGUCCCGACCCCUAACCGACAUGCUGGUCAAUGACAUGAAGCAGCUUUUGCUAGGCCACGUGGUGGUGGGUAGCGUCAAGACCAGCCAGAUGAAGGACGAGCAAACACUGCCCACCGGAAGCCCCGUGAAGUCCACAGUUCGAAUUAAUUUCUACGAGUACCCCCAUAAAUUAAUCACUGCCAACUGUGCGCGGCUACUGAAGACGGAUGUUCUUGCAACGAACGGAGUAAUUCACACUGUUGAACGAGUUCUCUCCCCUGUAACAAACAGUUUGAUCGGAAUUAUUAGUAAGAACCCCGAACUCAGCACUCUGAAGACACUUCUCAGUAAAGGUGACCUGGUGCAGAUGUUACGUGAAUAUGGUCAUUACACUCUGUUUGCUCCGACCAAUUCAGCCUUUGACAAACUGCCAAUGGAACUACAGGAGAAACUGUACAAGGGUGACGCAUGUUUGAAGAAUAUUUUGCUGCACCAUCUGCUACCAAGGGUGAUCUGCUCGGCUGUCAUCGAUGAGAGGGUUCGGACGGCCAAUAUGCUGGAUAAGUACAUGGGGCUUACCCGUGACGACAACGACAAGAUCUUCGCGGAAGGAGUCCAAGUCACCGGCACAGACUUGAUGGCCACUAAUGGUGUGCUGCAUCUUGUGGAUGAAGUAAUCAUUCCUGAUGAUGCUUUAAGCAUCCUGGAAGUUGCUGAGAAAAAUGGAGCCAAGAAAGUUGUGGAAUUUAUACAGCGUGCAAAGAUUGCUGACAAACUAAACAACUUGGAAAAUCUGACGAUGUUUGCCCCAAAUGAUAAAGCAUUCGAUAACCUUGACGAAAGAGUGUUAGAGGCAGUCGAGAUGGAUCCACAACUCAUGGAGCAACUGUUAACAUUCCAUGUGGCCGAAAAUAAGUUACCUAUUACAAGACUGCACAAUGAUGACAGUUUGUCUACCUUGCACACAAGUCAUAAUCUUAGAGUCAACGAAUAUUCCACGUUUCCAUUCGGGAACCAGUGGGUGAAGACUGUUCAGUGUGCUGCCAUAUCGAAGCACAACUUAAAAGCUUGCAAUGGAAUUGUUCAUAUUAUUGAUCAGGUGAUGAGACCACCAGAAGGAACUGUUCUAGAUGUCAUUAAACAGAAUCGGGAAUUUUCAACUCUGCAUGACCUAUUGGAGAAGGCAGGAUUGGCGGAGAUGCUCGAGGGUGAAGGUCCAUUUACUGUGCUGGCACCGACUAAUCUCGCACUUGAGGACAUUGGCGAUGUACAGAAAGACACGAAAAGGCUGAAAGCUGUUUUGAAGAAUCACAUCAUUAGAGAUACAGUUUGUUGUUCGGGAAUUUUCGGCGGCCAGUGGUUCCUUCGUCAGCAGCUCCGAACUUCGUCGGGAGAAACCUUUCCAAUGGAUCGCAGUCGAGAUAAUGGUCCAAAGAUUGGGAACGCUUUUAUAAAGUCUUGUGACCUGAUGGCGACUAAUGGCGUUGUUCAAACAAUGGAUCGGGUUCUAGUCAAAAGACAUCAAGUCGAUGCUAACUGGCGAGAAAGAGAAGAUUCAUUCAAAAGCCUCACGGACUGGGGCGACUUUUUCAGAAAAUUUCUUUAAAUAGUUUGAAAAUGAAUUACCACAAGUAAAGACAUUAAAACUGAAAAAAAAAUACUGCAUGGACUUUAGAGAUAAGAUAGAUGUUUAUCGUUAAUUGUUUUAAAUAUCGCUAUGAUCUUGAGGGUUCAUUGAUCUUUAAUAUUAUAGUCAUCACAUAUAAUAUUUUUGCUUUCACUUUAGGAAUGUCUCAUUGUUUUUUGUUUUUUUUUUGUAUUUGAGUAACGUUUUAUUAACCGUUUGUACAGAAAUAUUUUGAAAGGUUCUUAUUACAAUGUGUUCAACCUUAUAUUCUACAACUUUAUUACUUAGUUUGGCCUCUUACCUUUCACUUUCUAUACUUUUCAUUACUUUCAAAUAUCACACUAAAUCUGCUUGGCUCAUCAUACAUAUUCCUUAAUUCGUAUCGUAAUACUAAUUGUAGGCAUGGUUUAGAAGGGCUUCAUGAAUUAAUUUCUUAUAGAGUGUAAUUUAAAUAUAACAUAAUAACAAUAUAUAAAAACGUAUAUGUUCUUACGCUAUAACAUAUGGCAAUUAUACAUGCUUUUUAUCAUACAGUUAUAAUGUGUAAUGCAGCAUGCAAUGUAUAAUGAGGAGGAUAGGUAAAUAUGUAUUCCUGAAUUAUACUCCUAGGCCGAUGAAAUAGUGUUUUUGUUUUCCCUCGAAAGAGAAUGUACUUUGGAUCCAUUAAACUUAUAAGCAGCAUUUACCGUA